Ricinus communis (castor bean) is the source of this 1831-nucleotide messenger RNA. RefSeq names its product cytochrome P450 83B1. The record is from RefSeq and is a predicted model, not a curated record. Gene Ontology annotation, molecular function: heme binding; iron ion binding; monooxygenase activity. Lineage: Eukaryota; Viridiplantae; Streptophyta; Magnoliopsida; Malpighiales; Euphorbiaceae. The transcript is spliced from 2 exons. Bases 106 to 1599 code for a protein of 497 amino acids.
UGAUUGAAUCGCUACUAUGUACAUCCCUUAUAGCUACUGUUCUUUUUCUCCUUUAUAAGAACACACCUAUCUUUCAUUUCAAUACACCAUCCACACAUAUCAAAAAUGGCAAUUCUCAUUUUCUUUCUCCUACUUUUUCCUAUCUUCCUCUUCUUGUUUCUUUUCAAGAAGCACACUGCCCUUCAUCUUCCUCCUGGCCCUAAAGGUGAUCUUAUCUUUGGAAACUUAAAACAGAUUGAUAACUCCAACCUUCAGAAGUAUUUAUGGGAACUUUCCAAACAAUAUGGAGAUCUCAUGUCUUUAAGGUUAGGUAUGAAGCAAACCCUUGUAGUUUCUUCAUCUAAAAUGGCAAGAGAGGUGUUGAAAACCCAAGAUCUUGAAUUCUGUAGUAGACCUCGUUUAUCUGGUCUACAAAGAAUUUCAUACGAUGGUGUAGACUUGGCUUUUUCUCCUUAUGAUGCUUAUUGGAGAGAAAUGAGAAAGAUCUCUGUUGUUCAUGUCUUUAACUCUAAUAGAGUUCAAAGCUUUCGCGCCAUUAGAGAAGACGAAAUUCGUAGUAUGCUUGAAAAAAUUUCGAAACUAGCAGAUAACUCGAGUGUCGUCAACUUGUCUGAAAUAAUGAUGUCUGUCGGAAGUGGCACGGUCUGUAGGAUUGCAUUUGGAAGGAGGUACAAAGAAGGAGGAAGUGAAGAUAAAAGGUUUCAUGACUUGUUAAUGGAACUUCAACUCAUGUUUGGAAGCUUUUUCUUUUCGGAUUACUUUCCUUAUGUAGGAUAUGUUCUUGACAAAUUUUCUGGGAUUCUUUCACGACUUGAUAAGGUUUUUCAUGCAUUUGAUGAUUUCUAUCAAGAACUUAUCGACGAACAUCUCGAUCCAAAGAGAGAAAUACCCGAGUAUGAGAACAUUCUUGAUGUCUUGCUUCAAAUUAAGAAGGAUCGCUCUUUUAAAGUCCAAUUAACUUUCAAUAAUGUCAAAGCAGUUCUCAUGAACAUGUUUGUUGCUGGAACAGACACAAGUGCAGCUUCUGUAAUUUGGGCAAUGUGCUUCCUGCUGAAAAAUCCAAGAGAAAUGGAAAAGGCACAAGAAGAAGUUAGAAACUUAGUUGGAAAAAAAGGUUUUGUAGAUGAAGAUGAUAUUCAAAAGUUGCCUUACCUUAAGGCUGUAGUGAAAGAAAUGAUGAGACUACAACCCCCAGUUCCAUUACUAAUCCCAAGAGAGACAGUACACAGAUGCAAAUUAGGGGGUUAUGAUAUACCUCCAAAAACCCUUGUUUAUGUUAAUGCAUUCGCUGUUGGAAGGGAUCCUGAAGCUUGGGACAAUCCGUUGGAGUUUCAUCCUGAAAGAUUCUUGAACAGUGAUAUUGACAUGAAAGGAAAUAACUAUGAGCUAAUACCAUUCGGUGCUGGUAGAAGAGUUUGUCCUGGUAUUUUCAUGGGAAUUGCUAAUGUUGAAAUUGCAUUAGCUAAUCUUCUCUACAGAUUUGAUUGGGAAAUGCCUGCUGGAAUGAAAAGAGAAGACAUUGAUAUUGAUGGUGUCAAUCCUGGUAUUGUGGUGCACAAGAAGGGUGAUCUUUGUCUUAUGGCUAAGAAAAAUAUAUGAAUGAAAUAGAUGAAGGAAGUGGUUAUGGCUGAGAUGGUGCAAGAGUUUUCUGUAUCAUUAAAAAGUCCGCUGUAUCAUUUAUUGCACAACUCCCUUGAGUUGGAUGUGUGUUACCAGGGUGAGUUCAAAAAACAAAUGUAUGAGUGUUGUGUUUGUGAUCAUGCUAUAUCUGUGGCUAAGAAAAAAAAAAGGUAUUAAGAGCAAUGAAAAGUAAAGGAUAUUGUAUGGUAUA